CUGGCGGCGAUUUGCAUUAAUCACCGCUCCGGUGUACUUCCGACCCCCCGGUUCUCGAGGAAGUGCUCCGGGCUGUCCCCUAAACGCAACCUUCUCUCACCGUCCUUCCGCGGCUGUAAGACCAUUAUCACCCACCAGCAUGGCCAUGUCCAUGUUUCAGAAGGUGACUCUGGCGACGUGCCUGCUGCUGUGUGUCGCGCUGCUGCUUCCCAAGAUGCUGCUAUCGAGGGGGAGGAAGGAUGCUGCCCCUGAAGCAGGUUCGGGUCAGUUUCCUCCCAUGAUGCACCGUCAGGUGGCCCCAGAGAGCCGAGGCCAGAGGACCGCAGGGUCCGGUGGCCCAGUCACCAGGGCCAAAGGAGCUGGCACAGGGGCAGGAACUGGAGGCAAAUCCAACCUGGCAGGACAGAUCAUCCCGGUGUACGGUUUCGGCAUCUUACUCUACAUCCUCUACAUUCUGUUUAAGAUCACAUCUAAAGGCAGCAGCAAGCCGUCAGAAGGAAGGUUUCCUCCCGUUCGCUCUGAGAACAUGAAGAGGAAGAUCACGGACUUUGAGCUGGCCCAGCUGCAGGAGAAGCUGAGGGAGACGGAGCUCGUGAUGGAGAAAAUCGUCUCCACGGCCCACCACAGUCCUGACAGGGUGAAAGGGGUGAUGCCAGACCAAGAGGAGAGUCUCCUGCAGCAGCUGACGGAGAUAACUCGUGUGAUGCAGGAGGGCCAGCUGGUGGAGGGGAUCGUUCAUGAGAAGAAGACUCCAGAAGAAGACUGGGAAGAUUAUCCUGAAGAACCUUCACCAUACUGGGAACACGGCCCCUGCUGUUGUCAGCACGGUGCGGCAGAAGCUCAGUUAGAGAGAACGGAGGUGGAAAACCUUCCUGAUCAGGUGACAGGAUCAGGUGGUCUGGGUGCAGACAUCAUGCAGGAGCCUGCUUCUGCAGCAGAUGUGAUUCCACAGAGACACGUGGAAGUGGAGCAGAAACAGGAUGCCAACGAGAUAAAGGAAGAAGGUGGUCACAGGGAUCCAGAAUUCCAGGAGGAGCAACAAGCUCAAGUCCUUCAGGAGUUGGAGCUCAUUCUAAAAACCACCUCAGUGUUGGAGCAGGGGACACCAGAGGACAUCAUCCGACCGGCGGGGACACAAAUGUCCUGCGGCUCGGUCAGACGGAGGCACAAGAAAAGGACGAAGAAAGCCACGCACUGUGACUGAAGGGAUGAGAGAAACCUGAUCCUGGUUCUGCUUAGAAGGAUCGAUGUUAUCAGACACAGGAAGACCAGCAGCUGCGUGUGUCGUAGAUCACCACAUGGUCAGCACCAUGUUGUUUUACAGCAUCGAAGUGCUCCAGAUGUAGAAAAGGUCAGCAGGGAUGGACAGCAUGCACACACCACUCACUGGAUCUGUUCAAACAUGUAUUAUAACUCUGUAAGUUAUUAAACUUAGAUGUGAAUUUCAAAAAUAAAUGUAAAGCAGAAUAAAAUCACAUUUUUUUAUUUAA
Molecule: messenger RNA, 1490 nt
Organism: Nothobranchius furzeri (turquoise killifish)
Lineage: Eukaryota; Metazoa; Chordata; Actinopteri; Cyprinodontiformes; Nothobranchiidae
Gene: ric3b
Product: RIC3 acetylcholine receptor chaperone b
Biological process (GO): protein localization to cell surface; synaptic transmission, cholinergic
Cellular component (GO): neuron projection; neuronal cell body; intracellular membrane-bounded organelle
Source: RefSeq, a predicted model, not a curated record